AUGUUCACUACAGCAAAGGAUGCGUACAGGGUGCAUAUUCUGCAGUGUGAGAUGGAAUCAAUAAGGAAGUGUUCUUUUGUCUGCUUUGUGUGGAUGCUUCUGUUAUUUCCCUCAGCCAUAAAAACACAGAAUUGCACUGAAUUGAAUACAACACAGACGGUUCAUCUGGGAAUGUCAAUCACAGUCAAGUAUCAUUACAGCACAAACAGCAGUCUACAUUCUGUUGUAUAUUUCAGAAGAAAACAUUUACUGUGUCACUACAUCUUCCAAAAUACAUCCUGGACUAAAGCAUCAUGUGAAAGCCAUAUCAAAUUUAUUUGGAUUCAAGAAACAGAGGAAAUAGCAUUUGAGCUGUUAAAUCUUCAAAUAAGUAAUUCUGGCAUUUACACAUUAACUGUGGAAGAGUAUGCACCACCUCCUGCAAGAUGUGUGAUAGAGAAGAGGAUAUUCAUUCAUGUCAUAGCAUCUCCGUCUGUGACUGUGUCAUGUGUGAAGGGGCCUGACGGCGCUCCCACAGUGGUUUGCACUUCUGAAAGCUUUUACCCUGAUGAUCUGGAGCAGGUCUGGUUGAGAGAUGGCGAAAAAAAUAUCAGUUACUCGAACACUUCACAUACAUUUGUAUAUGAAGGAAAUCGGAACACCUCUGACCGGAACUUCAGGAAAAACACAGACGGGUCUUACAACCUCACGUCAUACCUUCACCUGGCAUCACCCACAGCACAGAAAGUGAUGUACUGCUGCUGGGUUAAUCACUCAACCCUGAGUCAACCCAUCACGGUUAACAUAUCCUCUACUGAGUGCACUGAGAGAGAAAAGGCAUUAGCAGGUUUGUUUUCAGCAGUUGCUGGUAGCAGUUGUGGUGUGAUGGCUGGCAUAGGACUAAUACUUUGCAGUUAUCAAUGUCUCAGAAGAAGACGUAAUUUACAGUCUCCAGUAGGAGCUUCUCCAUUGCCUGAGCUUGUGUACCAUUCUGCAGCGCAGACCCAGGUGUACUCAACACUGGGAAACCAUCGGCCUGUUCCAUGUAAGAUCAACGGCAGCCGCGCCACAUCUCCCUCUCUAUGACACACUAAAAAAAACACAUUUGACUUCUGUACUGAAUAAAAGCAAUCAUAUCUGCAUACUGUAUUUGCAUGUAUUGUUAUGUAUAAACUAACUGGUAUUAGAGACACUUGAAUAUAGUCUGAAUUAACUUCAAAUGUUUUCAUUCCCUUGAAUAUUCUCAUCAAACUGGCACAGUAACACCCUCUUUGGCAGAUAUCACAGUGUACAAACACUUUUUCAGCUGGCUAAAAUCUUUCUAUUCUUUUUUUUUUUUUUAAUUUUCACUCACUGCUCUUUGCAGAAUGUUUCUAGUUCUGAGAUAUUCUUGAGCCUAUUGAUGCACUGUUUGUUUAAGAUCUAUGCACAGAUUUCCGGUGUUUAAGUGAGGGGACGGUGAGGACCAUUCCAAGAGCUUUAUCUUGCCUUUGUUAAAGUUGUUCACAGUGGAUUUUGAAAUACAUUUUGUUGUAGAAGCCAGCCUAUUUUUAGCUUCAGUUUCUUGACUGACCAUGUCACAUUUGCUUUCAGAAUUUGCCGAUAUUUACUAAAAUCCGUUCUUCCAUGUACAUACAUAAAUAUACCUUGGUGA
Pangasianodon hypophthalmus (striped catfish) is the source of this 1633-nucleotide messenger RNA. RefSeq lists its product as uncharacterized. Bases 1 to 1065 code for a protein of 354 amino acids. The transcript has 6 exons. NCBI's taxonomy places the organism in Eukaryota, Metazoa, Chordata, Actinopteri, Siluriformes, Pangasiidae. The record is from RefSeq and is a predicted model, not a curated record.